Messenger RNA from Pundamilia nyererei, 580 nucleotides. It is a transcript of the gene lim2.2, whose product is annotated as lens intrinsic membrane protein 2.2. The transcript has 4 exons. Gene Ontology annotation, molecular function: structural constituent of eye lens. Lineage: Eukaryota; Metazoa; Chordata; Actinopteri; Cichliformes; Cichlidae. Bases 1 to 525 code for a protein of 174 amino acids. Gene Ontology annotation, cellular component: plasma membrane. The record is from RefSeq and is a predicted model, not a curated record.
AUGCUGUAUACUUUAGCAGGAGGAGGCACCCUCUGCGGCGUGGCCGCCCUCGUGCUUCUCAUAGUUUCUACAGCGACGGACUUCUGGAUGCAGUAUCGAUACUCUGGCAGCUCGGCCAAUCAGGGGCUUUGGAGAUUCUGCAUCAACCACAAAUGCCACGCCCACACCAUCACUGUAGCCUUCUGGGAUGCCACACGGGCCUUCAUGCUGCUGGCAGUGCUGAGCUGUUUUGCUGGCGUGGUGCUUGGACUGAGCGCUUUCACUAACGGCACCAAGAACAGGAGAGUGCGCACAGGUGGCAUCGCCCUGGUCCUGUCAGGUUUUCUCGCUCUGCUGGCUUUGGCAAUUUACACUGGUGUGACUGUUACCUUCUUUGGCAAACGCUUCUUGGACUGGCGCUUUUCCUGGUCCUACAUCAUAGGCUGGGUUGCCAUUAUUUUGGCCUUUGCAGCAGGCGUGUUCCAACUCUGUGCCUACCAGCGGACCACUGCAGAACCUGCUCCCUCCAAUAACCCGGAGAGCUGAACAGCACUAACGCACUGCUCCGCUUGCAGACUGUUGCUGCUUUUGAGUACCUAGG